Messenger RNA from Haliotis rufescens (red abalone), 5103 nucleotides. Its product is annotated as myosin-2 heavy chain-like. The coding region runs from base 1 to 5103 and encodes 1700 amino acids. Lineage: Eukaryota; Metazoa; Mollusca; Gastropoda; Lepetellida; Haliotidae. The transcript is spliced from 2 exons. The record is from RefSeq and is a predicted model, not a curated record.
AUGGCUCGGUUGAAGGAAGGCAGGGAGAAUAUGACGAUGGUGGAGGAAGGUGGAGGAGAGAUCAAUAUUCCUCUGGAAGGAGAGAUAGAGGAGGCACUGGAGUCGGUGGAGGAAGGAGACGAGGAGGUGGCUCGGUGGAAGGAAAGCAGGGAGAAAAUGUUGGUGGGCGAGGAAGAUGGAGGAGGGAUCAAUAUUCACCUGGAGGGAGAGAUAGAGGAGGCACUGGUGUCGGUGGAGGAAGGAGAAGGGACGGAGAUGGCUCAUGGGGGAGGUGGAGGAGAGAUCAAUGUUCCUCUGGAAGGAGAGAUAGAGGAGGCACUGGUGUCGGUGGAGGAAGGAGAAGAGACGGAGAUGGCUCUGUUGAAGGAAGGAAGGAAGAAUAUGACGAUAGUGGGGGGAGGUGGAGGAGAGAUCAAUAUUCCUCUGGAAGGAGAGAUAGAGGAGGCACUGACGUCAUUGGAGGAAGGAGAAGAGGCGGAGAUGGCUCGGUUGAAGGAAAGCAGGGAGAAUAUGACGAUGGUGGAGGAAGAUGGAGGAGAGAUCAAUAUUCCACUGGAGGGAGAGAUAGAGGAGGCACUGGAGUCGGUGGAGGAAGGAGAGGAGACGGAGAUGGCUCGGUUGAAGGAAGGCAGGGAGAAAAUGUUGGUGGGCGAGGAAGAUGGAGGAGAGAUCAAUAUUCACCUGGUGGGAGAGAUAGAGGAGGCACUGGUGUCGGUGGAGGAAGGAGAAGAGACGGAAAUGGCUCGGUUGAAGGAAGGAAGGAAGAAUAUGACGAUAGUGGGGGGAGGUGGAGGAGAGAUCAAUAUUCCUCUGGAAGGAGAGAUAGAGGAGGCACUGGUGUCGGUGGAGGAAGGAGAAGAGACGGAGAUGGCACUGUUGAAGGAAGGAAGGAAGAAUAUGACGAUAGUGGAGGGAGGUGGAGCAGAGAUCAAUAUUCCUCUGGAAGGAGAGACAGAGGAGGCACUGGUGUCGGUGGAGGAAGGAGAAGAGACGGAGAUUGCUCGGUUGAAGGAAGGCAGGGAGAAUAUGACGAUGGUGGAGGGAGGUGGAGGAGAGAUCAAUAUUUCUCUGGAAGGAGAGAUAGAGGAGGCACUUGUGUCGGUGGAGGAAGGAGAAGAGACGGAGAUGGCUCGGUUGAAGGAAAGCAGGGAGAAUAUGACGAUGGUGGAGGAAGAUGGAGGAGAGAUCAAUAUUCCACUGGAGGGAGAGAUAGAGGAGACACUGGAGUCGGUGGAGGAAGGAGAGGAGACGGAAAUGGCUCGGUUGAAGGAAAGCAGGGAGAAAAUGUUGGUGGGCGAGGAAGAUGGAGGAGGGAUCAAUAUUCACCUGGAGGGAGAGAUAGAGGAGGCACUGGUGUCGGUGGAGGAAGGAGAAAAGACGGAGAUGGCUCGGUUGAAGGAAAGCAGGGAGAAAAUGUUGGUGGGCGAGGAAGAUGGAGGAGGGAUCAAUAUUCACCUGGAGGGAGAGAUAGAGGAGGCACUGGUGUCGGUGGAGGAAGGAGAAGAGACGGAGAUGGCUCGGUUGAAGGAAGGCAGGGAGAAUAUGACGAUGGUGGAGGAAGAUGGAGGAGAGAUCAAUAUUCCACUGGAGGGAGAGAUAGAGGAGACACAGGAGUCGGUGGAGGAAGGAGAGGAGACGGAAAUGGCUCGGUUGAAGGAAGGAAGGAAGAAUAUGACGAUAGUGGGGGGAGGUGGAGGAGAGAUCAAUAUUCCUCUGGAAGGAGAGAUAGAGGAGGCACUGGUGUCGGUGGAGGAAGGAGAAGAGACGGAGAUGGCACUGUUGAAGGAAGGAAGGAAGAAUAUAACGUUAGUGGAGGGAGGUGGAGCAGAGAUCAAUAUUCCUCUGGAAGGAGAGAUAGAGGAGGCACUUGUGUCGGUGGAGGAAGGAGAAGAGACGGAGAUUGCUCGGUUGAAGGAAAGCAGGGAGAAUAUGACGAUGGUGGAGGAAGAUGGAGGAGAGAUCAAUAUUCCACUGGAGGGAGAGAUAGAGGAGACACUGGAGUCGGUGGAGGAAGGAGAGGAGACGGAGAUGGCUCGGUUGAAGGAAAGCAGGGAGAAAAUGUUGCUGGGCGAGGAAGAUGGAGGAGGGAUCAAUAUUCACCUGGUGGGAGAGAUAGAGGAGGCACUGGUGUCGGUGGAGGAAGGAGAAGAGACGGAAAUGGCUCGGUUGAAGGAAGGAAGGAAGAAUAUGACGAUAGUGGGGGGAUGUGGAGGAGAGAUCAAUAUUCCUCUGGCAGGAGAGAUAGAGGAGGCACUGGUGUCGGUGGAGGAAGGAGGAGAGACGGAGAUGGCUCGGUUGAAGGAAGGCAGGGAGAAUAUGACGAUGGUGGAGGAAGGUGGAGGAGAGAUCAAUAUUCCUCUGGAAGGAGAGAUAGAGGAGGCACUGGAGUCGGUGGAGGAAGGAGACGAGGAGGUAGCUCGGUUGAAGGAAAGCAGGGAGAAAAUGUUGGUGGGCGAGGAAGAUGGAGGAGGGAUCAAUAUUCACCUGGAGGGAGAGAUAGAGGAGGCACUGGUGUCGGUGGAGGAAGGAGAAGGGACGGAGAUGGCUCAGUUGAAAGAAGGCAGGGAGAAUAUGACGAUAGUGGGGGGAGGUGGAGGAGAGAUCAAUAUUCCUCUGGAAGGAGAGAUAGAGGAGGCACUGACGUCAUUGGAGGAAGGAGAAGAGGCGGAGAUGGCUCGGUUGAAGGAAAGCAGGGAGAAUAUGACGAUGGUGGAGGAAGAUGGAGGAGAGAUCAAUAUUCCACUGGAGGGAGAGAUAGAGGAGGCACUGGAGUCGGUGGAGGAAGGAGAGGAGACGGAGAUGGCUCGGUUGAAGGAAGGCAGGGAGAAAAUGUUGGUGGGCGAGGAAGAUGGAGGAGAGAUCAAUAUUCACCUGGUGGGAGAGAUAGAGGAGGCACUGGUGUCGGUGGAGGAAGGAGAAGAGACGGAAAUGGCUCGGUUGAAGGAAGGAAGGAAGAAUAUGACGAUAGUGGGGGGAGGUGGAGGAGAGAUCAAUAUUCCUCUGGCAGGAGAGAUAGAGGAGGCACUGGUGUCGGUGGAGGAAGGAGAAGAGACGGAGAUGGCUCUGUUGAAGGAAGGAAGGAAGAAUAUGACGAUAGUGGAGGGAGGUGGAGCAGAGAUCAAUAUUCCUCUGGAAGGAGAGACAGAGGAGGCACUGGUGUCGGUGGAGGAAGGAGAAGAGACGGAGAUUGCUCGGUUGAAGGAAGGCAGGGAGAAUAUGACGAUGGUGGAGGGAGGUGGAGAAGAGAUCAAUAUUUCUCUGGAAGGAGAGAUAGAGGAGGCACUUGUGUCGGUGGAGGAAGGAGAAGAGACGGAGAUGGCUCGGUUGAAGGAAAGCAGGGACAAUAUGACGAUGGUGGAGGAAGAUGGAGGAGAGAUCAAUAUUCCACUGGAGGGAGAGAUAGAGGAGACACUGGAGUCGGUGGAGGAAGGAGAGGAGACGGAAAUGGCUCGGUUGAAGGAAAGCAGGGAGAAAAUGUUGGUGGGCGAGGAAGAUGGAGGAGGGAUCAAUAUUCACCUGGAGGGAGAGAUAGAGGAGGCACUGGUGUCGGUGGAGGAAGGAGAAGAGACGGAGAUGGCUCGGUUGAAGGAAGGCAGGGAGAAUAUGACGAUGGUGGAGGAAGAUGGAGGAGAGAUCAAUAUUCCACUGGAGGGAGAGAUAGAGGAGACACAGGAGUCGGUGGAGGAAGGAGAGGAGACGGAAAUGGCUCGGUUGAAGGAAGGAAGGAAGAAUAUGACGAUAGUGGGGGGAGGUGGAGGAGAGAUCAAUAUUCCUCUGGAAGGAGAGAUAGAGGAGGCACUGGUGUCGGUGGAGGAAGGAGAAGAGACGGAGAUGGCUCUGUUGAAGGAAGGAAGGAAGAAUAUGACGAUAGUGGAGGGAGGUGGAGCAGAGAUCAAUAUUCCUCUGGAAGGAGAGAUAGAGGAGGCACUGGUGUCGGUGGAGGAAGGAGAAGAGACGGAGAUUGCUCGGUUGAAGGAAGGCAGGGAGAAUAUGACGAUGGUGGGGGAAGGUGGAGGAGAGAUCAAUAUUCCUCUGGAAGGAGAGAUAGAGGAGGCACUGGAGUCGGUGGAGGAAGGAGAGGAGACGGAGUUGGCUCGGUUGAAGGAAAGCAGGGAGAAAAUGUUGGUGGGCGAGGAAGAUGGAGGAGGGAUCAAUAUUCACCUGGAGGGAGAGAUAGAGGAGGCACUGGUGUCGGUAGAGGAAGGAGAAAAGACGGAGAUGGCUCGGUUGAAGGAAAGCAGGGAGAAAAUGUUGGUGGGCGAGGAAGAUGGAGGAGGGAUCAAUAUUCACCUGGAGGGAGAGAUAGAGGAGGCACUGGUGUCGGUGGAGGAAGGAGAAGAGACGGAGAUGGCUCGGUUGAAGGAAGGCAGGAAGAAUAUGACGAAAGUGGGGGGAGGUGGAGGAGAGAUCAAUAUUCCUCUAGAAGGAGAGAUAGAGGAGGCACUUGUGUCGGUGGAGGAAGGAGAAGAGACGGAGAUGGCUCGGUUGAAGGAAGGCAGGGAGAAUAUGACGAUGGUGGAGGAAGGUGGAGGAGAGAUCAAUAUUCCUCUGGAAGGAGAGAUAGAGGAGGCACUGGAGUCGGUGGAGGAAGGAGAGAAGACGGAGAUGGCUCGGUUGAAGGAAAGCAGGGAGAAAAUGUUGGUGGGCGAGGAAGAGGGAGGAGGGAUCAAUAUUCACCUGGAGGGAGAGAUAGAGGAGGCACUGGUGUCGGUGGAGGAAGGAGAAGAGACGGAGAUUGCUCGGUUGAAGGAAGGCAGGGAGAAUAUGACGAUGGUGGGGGAAGGUGGAGGAGAGAUCAAUAUUCCUCUGGAAGGAGAGAUAGAGGAGGCACUGGUGUCGGUGGAGGAAGGAGAAGAGACGGAGAUGGCUCGGUUGAAGGAAGGAAGGAAGAAUAUGACGAUAGUGGGGGGAGGUGGAGGAGAGAUCAAUAUUCCUCUGGAAGGAGAGAUAGAGGAGGCACUGACGUCAUUGGAGGAAGGAGAAGAGACGGAGAUGGGUCGGUUGAAGGAAGGCAGGGAGAAUAUGACGAUGGUGGAGGGAGGUGGAGGAGAGAUCAAUAUUCCUCUGGGAGGAGAGAUAGAGGAGGCACUGGUGUCGGUGUAG